AAGCUGCUUUCCAGGCACCUAUGGAUGUCAGGUUUUUUUUUUUGUUCUUCUCAGUUUAGAGUGUGCUUUAGCUAUUAUGUAUUGACCCAGUAAUAUUAUCUGCUGCCAGACCUAUACCCUUUUUUAAAGAACAAUAGGUUUUAAAGAUCUCAUCUAGGCAUCCCAUGGAGUCUACAGGUAAAAGCAGGCAAGGUAUAUCUCCAGGAUCUGAAGGAGAAUCUCUUUUUACUUACUGUUCUGGUGAGAAAUUGUGCAGUUAACAAACAAGUUAGCAACCUGAUCGUGCUGAGGUACAUAAUGGAGCAAUGGUUUUUCUAGACAAUGACUUUGGUCUUUUGUGGAGCUUCUGAUGGGUUUGCAGUGACUUUGGGAUUUUUCCAGACAAUGUACCAUACUUAUAAAUAUGUUGUAAUCUCUUUGAAAGCAUGCUGUGAGAAUGUUAGGUUUUUGACACAAAUGCUAAACUCUAUCAGUGCAAAGCACUGAGCAUUUAACUGCACAAAUGCUUAUUUUCUGUUUGUUUUUCUGGUAUUAGUAGUAAUAUCUGAAACUGGUGGACUAACUUGGGAGAUAGCUAAGGUUAGAAUACUUUUAUCCUCCAUAAACAGUGCAAGCUGUGGUUAAUUUGUAUUGAAAGAUGAUAGCCGUAUAUAGCUGUCUGUCAUGUGAGAUGGCUCACAGGCAUUUUUUAUACUUCUUUGUACCAUGAAAAGGACCAAGCAGAAAGGCGUGCAUUGUGUUAAGCCUGUGAUCACAGAUUGACUAGCACAGUCUGAAAAGAGAUUGUGGAUGCUGAGAACAAGAUCAGUUUAAUUGCUCUUCCUGCAUCAGCAGCAGCAUCUAUAAAGCAUCCUGGGAAUUGCCUGCCCUACGCUCGGAGCAAGCUGGUCACAUGAGUCUGAAUUUUCAGUUCAGUUCAUUAGUCAGCCAUUUUGGUCAACACCCUGCUUACUGCGCACAACCAAUCCUAUUAUCACUCUGUAUCUUGGCUUAUCCGAAGGGGAGUGAGAGGGAAGCUGGUGGAUUUCAGCAGUUCUGGAUACCCUCUCUUCUAUAGAUUCUACAAUCUGUGGAUUUUUAAAAACCUCUUAAGAAGACAGUAAAGAGCUUUUUUUUAUUGGAUGCAGAGGCCAUGUUUGCUGUGUUCAUUUAGGAGAAUUUGUUUCUAGUCAGACUGAAGAGAAGUGAGUGUGUUGCAGAAGGAAACAGAGGAAGAGACUACAGAAGAGAAGGGGUAUCUGCCCCCACCCCUUCGCACCCUGUGCCUUGCUUUUGGUCAAAAUUAGUGCAGUGUGUGCAAUCUGGAGCAAACCAUUUCUAGAUAAGCAAGGCAUUUUAUUGUUGCCGGAAAACCUUUCCUUUUUGGUUUUUUGGUUUUUAUUUUAUCAUUGUAUCAGCUGAGUCAUCAUGUCUGCUCUGACGCCACAAGGCGAUAUGCCAACCCCCACCACGGAGAAGAUCACACAGGCUGCCAUGGAGACGAUCUAUCUUUGCAAAUUCCGAGUGUCCAUGGAUGGAGAAUGGCUUUGUUUGCGAGAGCUAGAUGACAUCUCUCUUACACCCGACCCUGAGCCUACCCAUGAAGACUCUUGGGAGGAUUUGACAGAUUUGGUGGAGCAAUUGCGCGAUGAUACAGAAGACCCCAACUAUCUCAUGGCUAAUGAACGCAUGAACCUGAUGAAUAUGGCUAAACUGAGUAUAAAGGGUUUGAUUGAGUCUGCUCUGAAUCUUGGGAGAACACUGGACUCUGACUAUGCACCUCUUCAGCAGUUUUUUGUAGUGAUGGAGCAUUGCCUUAAACAUGGCCUAAAAGCCAAGAAGACUUUUCUGGGCCAAAACAAGUCAUUUUGGGGACCCUUGGAACUGGUAGAGAAAUAUGUCCCUGAAGCUGGAGAAAUCACAGCAAGUGUUAAAGAUCUGCCAGGGCUGAAGACGCCUGUGGGUAGAGGAAGAGCCUGGCUUCGUUUAGCGCUAAUGCAGAAGAAGCUUUCAGAGUACAUGAAAGCCUUGAUUAACAGGAGGGAAAUUCUCAGUGAAUUUUAUGAACCAAAUGCACUCAUGAUGGAGGAAGAAGGUGCCAUAAUUGCUGGUCUUUUAGUAGGCUUGAAUGUCAUUGAUGCAAAUUUCUGCAUGAAGGGUGAAGAUUUGGACUCCCAGGUUGGAGUUAUUGAUUUUUCGAUGUACUUAAAGGAUGGGAACAGCAGUAAGGGUAAUGAGGGAGAUGGUCAAAUUACUGCAAUUCUGGACCAGAAAAAUUAUGUAGAGGAACUCAAUAGACAUUUAAGUGCCACAGUCAAUAAUCUGCAGGCAAAGGUUGAUGCUUUGGAAAAAUCCAACACUAAACUUACAGAGGAGCUUGCUGUUGCAAACAACAGAAUUAUAACACUACAAGAAGACAUGGAGCGAGUUAAAGAAGAAAGUUCAUUUAUUUUGGAAUGCAACAGAAAGGUAACUAAGCAAGAGAGAACUGCGGAUGGACAUGCUCUUACUGAAGCACGGAAACAGUUGAAGGAGGAAACACAGCUGCGGCUGGAUGUGGAAAAAGAACUGGAAGUGCAGAUUGGAAUGAGACAAGAAAUGGAACUGGCCAUGAAGAUGCUGGAAAAAGAUGUGUGUGAGAAGCAAGAUGCGCUGGUGGCACUCAGGCAGCAACUUGAGGAUCUCAGGGCCCUAAAACUUGAACUUUCCUUCAAGCUGCAGAGUUCAGACCUGGGAGUGAAACAGAAGAGUGAACUAAACAGUCGCUUGGAGGAGAAGACAAAUCAGAUGGCUGCAACCAUUAAACUGCUUGAACAAAGUGAAAAGGAUUUGGUGAAACAGGCAAAAACCUUAAAUAGUGCAGCAAACAAACUGAUUCAGAAGUCCCAUUAGGCCUUUCGUUUCUUUCUUUUUCCUUGUUUUCCUUGUUUCUUUUUGCAGCUGGUCACCUCACAACUCUGACAUCUCAACUCAGCUAUGAGGCAAAAGCAAAAUAAAGUCAAGAAUUUAGAUGUCAGAUUUAAAGUUGUCACCUAAAGUUGACUUGGAUUUUGGAGGAUUUUUACAUUUUAAAAAAUCUGUUGGUUUUUUUUAAGUAGAAAAAGUUAGUCUAUAACUUUCCCAGUUAUUUGUUGUGUAAACUUUACUAAACUACAAGCAGUUUGACUUCAGAAAAUCACAAGUAAAAUGAGAUUUGUGGCUUUGUACAUAUAAUUGAUAUGAAGUGUAUACAGCACAAACUUUUUACUGUUGACAAGAUACUGGAAAAGGGGAACUCCAUUCUGCCCCCCAUGCUUAAAUUUAAGGAAAGCUGAGGUAGUUUUCUCUGUUACCUUGUUGUGAAAUAGACGAAGAAAAUAUACACAUGAGAGCUGAGAGCAGUUGGGCACUGCUGCGAGCUGUGAUCCUGUAGCUCUCGUUCCUCUCAAACGCAAGUCUAAGAGAAGCUCACAUCACAAGUAUGAUUCUGGUCAUCAUCAAAAGGGCCUCGUCCUGGUUCACCAGAGCCUUGUCCACACUGCACGCUUUCCCCACAAGCAUUUAUUGCAAAUGCAUGUUAUUUGGAAGUCUGUCCAACAUGCCGGGGCCUGCACAGCACACAAUGCAAGAAAUGCAGCAGCCCCUGGAUACCCAGCAAGCCUCGCUAUUGGGCAGUAUAAAAGGAAAAAUAACAAUAGUGAUGAUGAUGAUGAUGAUGAUGAUGAUGAUGAUGAUACUUGGCUUUAAGUUAUUCCAACUGAAGGGUGGUCAGGUUAUACUCUUUCACUUUAGAGCAAGGCAAAGUGUUUCUGCCUGGAUUUUCUCAGUUCCUUGCACUUUUCACCCUCUUUGAAAUGUGGGUAAAUAAAACUGCAUUGUUCUGCAAUCUCCUCCAAGACGACUUUCCUAAGACCAUUUGCCAGACAACCCCAUUAUCGUGCUAUAACCCACUGUGUGUGAGCAUAAAGAAAUAAGCUGAGAAACAGAGAUAACCCAGAAUAAAUAAUGCUGACCAAAUUUGCACCAAGCUGUCACUGGAAUAUUUUGAAGUGAAGGGACAAGCCACGAUAGCAAGCCCAUUCCAGUCCUUUUGCACUGGGAAAAAUAAUUCGUUAAUCUUUUCAUUCACCCCUUUAAGUGGCAUGAGUGCAGAGCCCAGUUGCUAGCUCUUUCAAAAAACCAGAUACCCUUUUAAUCUCUGCAUUGUCUUCUACCUCUGCCUUUAUUUUCCAAAUAAAAUAAAAUAGAUAGUGGUUCUCUUUUCCUGAAGGACUUUCAUGAUAGUGUGUGUUCCCCUCUCUUCCUCUUGUAGGAAAGAUGGAAUCAUGUAUUUUACAAAACAGUUUGUUGUUCUUACCUUGUUUAAGAGGGAUGAAUGGAAUAGGUAGUGAUUUACUGCUGGCCAGUCAUUGACAGUAGCUAUGGCAUACAAUAACCUGGUUGUUGUUUAAAGUUGCCUUUUGCUAUUGCUAAAAUUUGACCCUAAGUAUUUGAUUCAGAUAUGGGAAGAGUUGCAGUGAAAGACCAAGGAAAGCUUAGAGUCAAGAUAAACACCAUGUUGCAGUGUAAAAACAUUUUUUGUUGUUGUUGUUUAGGGUUAAAUUGGGGUGCCUCUUUCUGGAGGCUGCAAGUGCUCCCAUUACUGGUCCCUAAACAGGCUUAAGUGUUUAAGUCAGCCUUCAACCUAGUAUCUUCCAGGUGUGUCGGACUAGAACUUGUAGUCAAGCAUAUCUGGAGGGUGUCAGAUUGAGGAAGGUGGAUGUAGAUAGUCAUUAGUAAGACCAGUCAAGAUACCCCAAAUAGGGCUUUGGUUUAUUUUUAGUUUCAGUAGUCUGCCUUUUUUUUUAAGUUCCCUCUUAUAAAAAUUCCCUGUUUUGUGUUCAAGCAAAUUGGAGAGUAGGGGGAAAAUAACUUUAGUAGAGAUGGAGGAAAGAACUGUUGCCUCAUCUUAAAAUCUUUGGGGCAGAAUUGUGUUCUCUUGCAAGCUUGCAGAGCUGUCUUUGGCAAAGCAGCUGAUUUGUUAGGUCUGUUCUCUUUUCUUUUAAAAAAAUAAGAAACCCGGAGAAUUGCACUUCAGUGUAGCAUGCUUGUAAAUGUACCCAGCUCAUUUGAAGUAAACUGUUCAGGCAGUGCAGGCACCAUUUAAAAUUCUGUCUCGGGGUUAAAUGUUUUCAGUAGAUAUCCAAAUGUGAUACCGCCAGAACAAUUACAAUGCCAGCCACCUCUUCUUGGAGGUAGAAUUUUGAGCUUUCACAUUCCUAAAAUCCACCUGGCAGGCUUGACAUGGGCCACAUGUUCUGGCUGAUCACUCAUUUUGAUUUAUCAGCAGGUGUGAAAUGAGAGCACUCAGGGGUGCAGCUCUGUCAAAACCACGGGGAGGAAUUGCUCCUUCCUAAACACACUGCUUCAAAAUCCUAACCUACAACCCCGGCUCUUUAAAAAGCCCAUUAGAGACAAACUUUAGAACAGCAGAAAACACAGUUAUCAACCCUGAACCUCAGGUGCCCUGAUUUCAAAGGGGGAUAGAGUACGACCCCUUAGAAUGUUGUUACAAGCAGAAUCUGUCCUCAUCCCCACCUUAAAUAGGCUGAGGGCUGGAAAAGAGGGAAUGUUGUUCUUGGAAUGGUCCUGGAUUCUGUGACAGAGUGCCCAGAUUCUUUGCCCCUUUCUUCCCCACCCCUUUGGCUUGGAUUUCUAUGCUGUCCGCCACUCACCCUGGAAAGGCCAGUAGGAAUGCCCAGAGGGGCCCAUGCCACCUUUCUCUGUGCUGUCUGUAGACUUUGGUGUGGGUGCAGCACUUUUAAGGAAGUGAUUUCCAUGCACAUUCUGAGCAGGCAUGUGGAGAAAGUUGCCACGUGCCCCGGCCACAUGCCACGGCGCGCCUCAAGAUGGCAGGUCCGUGGUGGACAGGCAUGUGCGAUCGAUCGCCUUAGGGUUCUGCUGAGUGAUACCCUCCACCUCUCCGUUUGCCCUCCAGUUAAGCCAUCGUGUUGAGUAUUUGUCACAUGGCCGGUGAAUACAUGUAGCCUGAAAUCAGUUUUAUAUUGUGAAAGUAAACUCCCCUGCCCCCAGCCCCAUUGCAGCAAAGCCUCAAGUAGGCUGGGAAUCCCAAGUACGUGUCCACGACUCUGUAUUCAGUCUGGAGCCCUGUGUGUUUAACCUGAUGUAACAGUUGUGGAAGAGACCAGAUACAUGCACUAAUUUCUUAAUAUAGUAGGUAUCGCAUUAUGCAAGUUCCAGUUACUUGUAUAAAGCUGCAGUGUAACGUAAAUUUAAAAAAAAAAAACCUUACAAAUACUGUGUACUUGAGACUUGCUUUGACUAUGGAUAAAAGUGAUGUUUUAUGUUUAUCAUCUAAUGACUGUAAGCUGUAGUAAUAGAAUAAAAAAAUUGAAAAUAGAA
Molecule: messenger RNA, 6360 nt
Organism: Varanus komodoensis (Komodo dragon)
Lineage: Eukaryota; Metazoa; Chordata; Lepidosauria; Squamata; Varanidae
Gene: RUFY3
Product: RUN and FYVE domain containing 3
Exons: 14
Coding region: 1408-2871 (487 amino acids)
Biological process (GO): regulation of axonogenesis
Cellular component (GO): cytoplasm
Molecular function (GO): metal ion binding
Source: RefSeq, a predicted model, not a curated record